Molecule: messenger RNA, 4794 nt
Organism: Crotalus tigris (Tiger rattlesnake)
Lineage: Eukaryota; Metazoa; Chordata; Lepidosauria; Squamata; Viperidae
Gene: VWA5B2
Product: von Willebrand factor A domain containing 5B2
Exons: 22
Coding region: 523-4482 (1319 amino acids)
Source: RefSeq, a predicted model, not a curated record
UCUCUAGCCCAGAGGCCUUUCAAAGACUUUCUUCCUGUUUCCAGGCUUAAUCCUGACAGAUGUGCUUCAUCAUCUGGAUAAAGGCAAACUUGCCCUUGCUGAGAAUUAGGUGUCCUCUCUGUUAGCAGAGUUAUGCAGAUGUCCUGGCCCUUUAACUGGGAUAUGCUUGGACCUGCUCAGUUCCUUUUCUUCUGGCAGAGAGGAAGCAGAGAUACAGUGCUUACAGCACUGAGGAAGCUAGUACCGAAGAGAGUCGAGAGUCCGCAGCAGAGAGGGUGUGAGUGUAUGGGCGAGCAAAUGCACAAAGAAGUGGGAAACCUGCCAGUUUUCCCCUGGAAAGGGAAAAGACAGAAGCUGGGGAACGUGCAAAAUCAGACUUCUGCUUGCUAUUGAUGACAGGAGUACACCCCAAAGUGGGAUGGUGCCCAAGCCUUGUUAAUUCGGCUACAAUCAAGCUGGCUAAGACUGUGGAUUGUGUGACAUUCUCCAGAAAUUGAGAACCCUUCGUUUGAUCCAAAGACCAUGCCAGGGUUGUACUGCUUGCCUUCUUGGACUGCCCUUCCCCUACAGAGCUCAUGUGUGAAGGCCUGUGCCAAUGGCUAUACCUUGGGCAUCACUGCCAACCUUACUUACAUCAAUCUGGAGCAGCAACCUGUGGAAGGAGUAUUCAUCUAUCCCUUGGAGGAGACUGAAGUGGUCUCAAGCUUUGAAGCAAAGACAGGAAACAAGACCUCCACCUUCCAGAUCCAGACCCGGCCUCCGGUGGAUGAUUGCUGCCUUGUCUGUAACAUGAAUUGCAACCAGCCACUCCGCUGCAGUAAUGGACAUUUGAUCCUUGAUGGAGACCAGGCCCGGUCUACUUUCAUCAUCAGCACAGGCCUGAUUGAGCCCUCAGCAACUCUGACUGUGUUCUUCACCAGCAGCCGGGAGCUGGCAACCCUGCCCAACGGUGGCAUGCAUGUCUUCUUCCCAUCUGUACUCACGCCUUUAGUUGUAGCCGUGCCUGAAAGUGAAAGCGAAACGGGAAGCUUGUGUGACGACAGGUUGGGCCUAUGCUCCACGAGUUGUUUUGGCUCUGCUAGUCUGAAGAGUGACCCGUCUUUUUAUACUCCUCCCAAGGAGCCUGACAUCUUCAGAGGUGACGUUUACAAUCCCUUCCCCUAUGAGUUCAGCUUCGAGAUGUUGGUUAAUGGACCCUGUUUGCUGGCAGGACUAGAAAGCCCUUCUCAUGCCCUUCGAGCUGAUGCAAAUCCUUACGCCAGUUCCGCAUCAACGAUAUGCAUUACCUUGGCAGAUAAGCACCAUUACGACAAGAAUCUGGAAAUCAUCUUGCAUCCUUCUGAACCUCAUCAUCCCCACCUAAUCAUUGAAGAUGGUGCCAUGACUUAUCAUGAAUAUGAGGCACACAUAAGGAACCGCUGGGAUUAUGCACGGAUUGCCAAGAAGGACAGCGAUGGAGAGAGACAGAUUGCCUUUGUCCAGAAGAGAUUCCACAAAGACAUUUUCUACAAUCCUGUCCUGAUGCUGAAUUUCUGCCCCAGAAUAAGCAGCGUUUCUACUGACAUUCAGACGGUGACCAGGGAGAUCUUCUUCCUCAUUGACCAGACAGGAAGCGCAAGUGGCCCCAGCAUCGAUGGGAUCAAAGAUGCUCUGCUGGUGGCCAUAAAGAGCCUUCCUUCCAGCAGCUUGUUGAAUGUGGCGGGCUUUGGCCCCAACAUCAGACCAGCCUUCAAGACGAGCAAGCCUUGUAAUAAUGACAUCCUUAGGCUGGCCUGUGAAUAUAUUCAGAAGCUACGGGCUGAUGUGAGCGGGACCAGCCUCCUUGCUGCUCUGAACUGGAGCUUGGGACAGCCUCUCCACCGCGGAUAUCCACGGCAGCUCUUUAUCUUGACGGAUUCCAGCGUAGAAAACCCAGGCAAGGUUAUUGAGCUAGUCCGGAGACAAGCAAGCACUGUCAGGUGUUUCACUUUUGGCCUGGGCUCUGCUGCCUGCCAUGAGCUCCUCAGGAGAUUGGCCAAAGUUAGCAGAGGCCAGGCAGAAUUCCUCAGCCCAGGAGAAAGAUUGCAGCCUAAGCUGAUAAAGUCCUUGAAGAAAGCCAUUGAGCCAGCUGUGAGUGACAUCACCAUUGACUGGUACGUGCCUGACACCAUGGAGGCCCUGCUGUCACCCAAUGAGAUCGCGGCCCUUUAUCCCGGAGACCGGCUCAUCAGCUACUGCACCCUCUACCACAUUGCCAGCUUCCGGGACAAGAAAGCAACAGCCAGAGAGCAAAUCUGUCGAAGUUUCUCUAGAGGAUCUGCAGGGCCAGCCUUUCCAUCCGAGGAGGAGGUAGAAGGACAGGAUGGAGCCCUCCCACCUUCAUCUGGAGAUAAUCCAGAGUGCUGCAAGGGCCUUCACGACAAUUCCCAGGAAAUAUCCACAAAGUUUUCACCUGGGGACACCGAUGAGUCCAUGAAGAGUGGAGAUCCUGUGUCUGGAGGAGACAUCUGGAAGCGGAUUUACCAGCCUUCCUACAUCCAGGAGCAAUAUGUGCUUACUCACUGCUCAGUCAGCACUGACCCUAGCCAGGGCUUAUGCCACAGCUCUACCAGCAGUGAGUCUACCGGCUCCAGAGAUGUACCUCCAGAGGAAGGCUCCUUAGCCCAGACUCUUGAAAGCCCCUCACAGCAAGGACAGAAGACUGUGUCUCUCUGCAACUCUUCCACUAAGUCUGCUCCAGUAACCCAGACUCAGACUAGGGCUGCGGCUAAGGUAUCCAUUGCCCUGAGCUCUGAAGAGUUGAUGCGUAAGAAGAAAGCCCUGGCUAAGACUGCCAUGUCUGGGCGUAGUUUCUCUUCCCCGCAUGGCGAGUUGGACUCCCGUCGGCUACGCCGAGCCCUGGAGAAAGUAUCCCAGAAACCCAAUCGGUCUCUGGAAGGGAAGUUGGAUGAGAUUGGGCCUGAGCUGCAGAAGAAGCCCCAGGCUGCUGCUGAUUCCAGCAACUUGCUGUCACCUGUCCAUCUUGACUGGGACAUGCUGUUGGAUCCCCCCUACCUUUUCAGCCCAUCACCAGCCUUGGAGCAAGGAAUGGCCGAUGGCAACUCCUUGCCUCCUCUCCAGUGCCAGGUGGUGAUACAUGCCCUCAGUGCAGGGAAGCCCGUCUCCUGGGAGGUGAUCAGUGGCCUGGAUUUCUUGUUCCUCCCCAAAGACAGCCUGGAACAUUCCCAGGGAUGGCAGCAGCAAAAUCCGGGAUUGGAGAAGUUACUUCAUCACCUGACCGCUGCUUCUGUUAUCCGGGAUAACGAGACUGUAGCUCAGAGAGAAGCAGAAGUGGAACACGGUUUCUUCCGAAGGUUCCGUCUUAAAGCUGUCCAGUCCAGCAAGGCUUGCAAUCUCCCAUCCACGUUUACCUUUGCGGUGCCUAUAGACUCUUCCACUAAGGAGACCUUGCCUUUAGCACUUCAGGUUCGCAGCCCAGACGGCGUAAACAAUCGUCAGAAAGGGUCCCGUUUAUUCAAUCAGCGUCAUCAGAGUUACUCGCUAAGCCUGGGGCAGAGGCAGGAUUCACAGGACUUGGAUGACGCUCUUGUUCCUGCAGAACAAGAAGUUCCUCCUUCGCCAGUCAGUGUUUCUUCAGCCACACAAGCCAGGCCGAGCUGUCCUAGUGGACCCAGCUCCAGUCCUUCUCCUGUCUCUGAAGGCUCUUUGAAGUCAAUUGAGAGUUUCCUAGGCCGCAGACUCAGUGGCCAGUGGAGACGCCACGGCUUAGCUUUACGCCCACAGUGCCUGAGCCCAGAAAGCGAGCUGUCCUCAGGUUGCGACAGUGCCAUUCACGACUACCUCCCCCUGGUGCAGCUGCAGCAAGCCCCAGGCCUGGUCCACCUGAACGAGGCCUUCUCGGAAGCGGUGCAGAUCCCCCUGGACCGCUUGUGCCGGGCCUCCCCUUAUCCCUCCCACCGGGCCAGCCUGAGCCCUGCCUCCAGCACCUCUCCGUGGGCUUUGAUCGCCAAGAAUGCCCCAAAGCCACCAGCAAAGCAGCCUCCCCCGGAAGCCGACGAAGUGGGAGUCAAAGCACAGGGGAUGGAGCCGGAUUCCCCACACUCGCCCAGCACCUGCUCAGACGUUCUGAGCGCCGUCGUGUGGGCCCAGGCGGACAGCGGCCGGGGCUCGGAAACCGACGUCUGCGACCAUUCGCCGGACGCUUCGGAAGCCAGCCUCAGCCUGCAGGAGGCCGGGUGGGAGGCCGAGGAGGGCGAUUUAGAGAGCACGAGCUGGGCCACCGCCGUGGCCCUGGCCUGGCUGGAGCAUCGUAGCGCCGGCUUUUUUGUGGAAUGGGAGCUGCUGGCAGCCAAAGCGGAUUCCUGGCUGCGUGGGCAGCCGCUGCCCGAAGGCCUGGACGUGGCUGCUUUGAAAGGAGCAGCCCGCCAGCUUUUCCUGCUGCUCCGCCACUGGGACGAGAAUAUCAAGCUGAACAUGUUGUGCUACAACCCGAAUGACGUGUGACGAGCAGGCGAGGCCAAUAAAGAUGGUUCUGGAAUCCAGAGUCUGUAUUGCCGACGAGGUUCUUUCAACCGGCUGGGGGAAAAAAAUUACGAUUUUGCUGAUGGUGGAGAGCUUCAAAAAAAAACAACCACCCAAGACUGUAUGGCCAUUCCCACUCUGUCUGCCGCGUUGCUAAAGGUGUAUAAUCAAGGUACAGAUAGUCCUCGACUUACGGCCACCAUUGACCCCAUUUCCAUCGCUAAGUGAGACCCUGGUUAAGUGAGUUUUGCCCCAUUUUACGACCUUCCUUGCCACCGUUGUUAAGUGAAUCAC